Messenger RNA from Effrenium voratum, 1725 nucleotides. NCBI's taxonomy places the organism in Eukaryota, Dinophyceae, Suessiales, Symbiodiniaceae. The record is from the annotation of a GenBank genome assembly.
AUGUUGGGGGCGUUCCUGGACGCCGCGGCGGUGCAGGAGCUGGGCUCCAAGCUCUCGAGCUUCGGGGAGCCGGAGGUAGGCAAGUCAUGGACGGAGCACUUGCUGCGGCGGUUUGCGGACCAGGCGCUCGAGCAGGAGGGAAAGCUCCAGCAGGCGAUGUCUCAGAGACUAGCCACCAGCAUCCGCGGCAGCUCCGCCUCGACCACGUCGGGCGGGGAAACCACGCCCGAGGCCCCUGCCACCCCGGCGCCCGCGCCAAUGGCGCCCACGCCCUCGGCGCACUACGUGUCGCGGCAGGGCUCAGACAUCAACUAUGACCCUGAUAUCCCAGAGGAGUACCGGGAUGACCUAGAUCCCGGGUACCGCAUCCGGGAGUGCACGGAGCAAGAAUUGAUGCUUGAGAUUCAGGACAAGUACGAGCGCGCGCUUGCCGCUGCGCCGGAACUCCUGCAAUGGGCCGCCAACCUUAUGCCCAAGGCGUGCCCAGAGACAGCUCCUGAUGAGCUGCUAGGCGCCCCAAAGACGGAGGGAGCCGAUGAGCCUAGCGGAGGUAUGGAAGCGCAAGUCAGCCAGAGCAGCUCGAUUGCCGCCGGAGAGCACACUCUGGCGGAUGCCAUCAUGCAUGGAGUAUCUGCUCAUAGCGAAGCAGCAGAGGCGCCCGCUGUGGUGCCCACCUUUGGGGCCCAGGCUGCGCAGGCUGCGCAGGCGCCGCCUCCCGAAGCGCAAGCGUCAGGAAUGCCUCCCUACGCUUACAAUGCUGCGUUGGACGAUGCAGCGCCCAAGGCACUCUCCUGCGGCAAGAAGGAGCGCACCGGCCGACCGGCCCCGCGCUACCCCGAAUCUGGGGACUCCUUCUACCCAGUGGAGCUGCAGGGCAUCGUUUUCGACUCCUUCAACCUUCGGAUCGUGCACGAGCGCGACCGUACGGGCUUUGAAGAGACCAAGGACUUCCCCAUCCGCCUGAACAGUAUCGUUGCGGGCCGGUACCAGGUGCUGGAGUAUCUGGGCUCGGCGGCCUUUUCCCGAGCUGUCCAGUGCCUGGACCUUGAGACCAACAGGAUGGUUUGCAUGAAGAUCAUCAACAAUAACAAGGACUUCCUUGACCAGUCCCUGGAUGAGAUCAAACUGCUGAGGCUGAUCAAGUCCAACUGCGACAACGUUGACGACAAGAACUGUUUGGCUCUGGUUGACUAUUUCUACCACAAAGAGCAUCUCAUCAUUGUCACGGAGCUCUUACGAGACAACCUCUACGAGUUCUCCAAGUACAAUCGGCAGGGCGGCGAAGAGCCCUACUUCACCUUGGGCCGGCUGCAGAGGAUCUCUCAGCAGAUCCUGGUGGCUCUCGAGUAUAUACACCAGUUGUACCUCAUACAUGCAGACUUGAAGCCUGAGAAUGUGCUCAUCAAAAGCUACUCGCGCUGUGAGGUGAAGGUCAUUGACUUUGGCUCCAGCUGCUAUGUGGAUGACCAGCUCACGAAUUAUGUCCAGUCCAGAUCUUACAGGGCACCGGAAGUAAUUCUGGGUCUGCCCUACGACCAGAAGAUCGACCUUUGGUCACUGGGCUGCAUCAUCGCGGAGCUGUGGUCAGGCUUCGUCCUGUUUCAGAACGACUCAGUUCAAAGCCUUCUGGCGAGGAUUCUGGGUAUCCUGGGGCCCUUUCCAUCACACAUGAUGGCCGUGGGGCGCUUUGUACCGCAGUACUUCACGCAGGAGAGCUGGAAAUGA